Manihot esculenta (cassava) is the source of this 2262-nucleotide messenger RNA. RefSeq names its product scarecrow-like protein 3. Gene Ontology annotation, biological process: regulation of DNA-templated transcription; response to gibberellin. The transcript has a single exon. Lineage: Eukaryota; Viridiplantae; Streptophyta; Magnoliopsida; Malpighiales; Euphorbiaceae. Gene Ontology annotation, molecular function: DNA-binding transcription factor activity; sequence-specific DNA binding. The record is from RefSeq and is a predicted model, not a curated record. Gene Ontology annotation, cellular component: nucleus. The coding region runs from base 704 to 2056 and encodes 450 amino acids.
UUCCUGAGAGAUAAUGUGAACAAGACAAAGGUUUCUAGAGAGAGAAAUCUGAUGGUAACUCAACUAUUUUGCCCUAAAAAGCCUCACCUUCUCAUUAAAAUUCCAUAUUCCACUCGGGAAAACAACAACGCCAUUUCACUAGACAACAAAAAGCAGCUCUCUCCACGUUACGACAACGUCGCCAUGAAUACUCUUCCAUAACUCAGAGCUCAGCUUUUAAUUGAAUCCUUUCUUUCUAUCUGUGACUGAACCAGAUAAGAACCAGAAGACCUAGAGAAGUCUUUAUAUGAACAGAGGAUUGCAACCGGCAAUCUUUGGAAUUGUCCUGGGAUUCCAUGUGGGCUUUUGAUCAAUUACAAAACCCAGUAAGGAUUCUCUUGUUCUUGGUUUGCUUGGCUAGUUUUUGAAUACAAUGUUUUGUUCUUCAUCUGUGAAUUGGAGAUGAAUUGACGGAGUAUCUGAUUCCUUCUGUAGAUCGGGUAUUUCUUGUUUACUUUAUCAUACUCCUCUGUUUAUUUCACCUUUGCUUUUCCUUCUUCCUGCAUCUAUGAUCUGUUUAAGUUUCUCUCUGAAUUCUAGAUUCCUCCGUGAAGUAAUUUCCUGAUCUCAUAUAUUAUAUUCCAUAUUGGUUCCUUUGUGUUCCCAUAGCUUUUUUGCACCAUUGUUUGAAGAUGAUGGAUCAUCAUCUGUAACAUAUUCCGUGAUGUCACUCUCACCAGGCAUGGGAUCACCGUAUCCUAUGCUUAGAGAGCUAAAGUCUGAGGAGAGGGGAUUGUAUUUGAUCCAUUUACUGCUCACUUGUGCAAAUCAUGUAGCUUCUGGUGACCUUGAAAAUGCAGAGGUUGCCCUUGGGCAGAUCUCUCAACUAGCCUCUGCUAAUGGUGAUACCAUGCAGCGUAUUGCUGCUUAUUUUACUGAGGCACUUGCUCAUAAAGUCAUCAAAGCUUUGCCUGGUGUCCACAGGGCCCUUAAUGCUACUAAAAUAACUUUGGUUUCUGAGGAAAUUCUAGUUCGCAAGUUGUUUUUCGAAACGUUACCGUUCUUGAAAGUGGCUUUUGUGCUUACAAACCAAGCUAUUAUUGAAGCCAUGGAAGGGGAGAAGAUGGUUCAUAUAAUUGAUCUCAAUGCAGCUGAGCCCGCCCAAUGGCUUUCACUUCUUCAAGCUUUAAAUGCACGUCCUGAGGGACCACCCCAUUUGAGAAUUACAGGGAUCCAUCAACAGAAAGAGGUACUGGAUCAAAUGGCUCAUAAACUGACUGGAGAAGCAGAAAGGUUGGAUAUUCCAUUUCAGUUCAAUCCCAUUGUUAGCAAAUUAGAGAAUCUUGAUGUGGAAAAGUUGCGUGUUAAAACUGGGGAGGCUCUAGCAAUUAGUUCAGUCCUCCAAUUGCAUCCUUUUUUGGCCUCAGAUGAUGAAUUGAGGAAGAGAUCACCUGUGCCGUCGAAGAAUUCAAAUGGAAGUCACUUGCUAAGAGCCCUUCAAAUGAACCAAGGGACAUUGGGGGAGUUGCUGGAGAAAGAUAUGGUGAAUGGAUAUAGCCCAAGUCCUGACUCAACCUCAUUGUCGCCACUAUCUUCAACUGCUUCAAUGAAGAUGGAUUACUUUCUCAACAUGCUUUGGACUUUGUCACCAAAGCUCAUGGUGGUAAUGGAGCAAGAUUCUAAUCACAACGGAUCGAAUCUCAUGGAGAGGCUGUUGGAGGCAUUGUACUCUUAUGCAGCAUUGUUUGAUUGUUUGGAAUCAACUGUAUCGAGAACAUCCAUGGAAAGACUCAAGAUAGAGAAGAUGCUGUUUGGGGAGGAAAUAAAGAACAUUGUAGCAUGUGAGGGAGCUGAGAGAAAGGAAAGACACGAAAAACUCGAGAAGUGGAUUCAAAGGCUUGAUUUGGCUGGGUUUGGAUAUGUGAAUUUGAGCUACUACAGUAUGUUGCAGGCAAGGAAGUUGCUGCAAGGUUAUGGUUGUGAUGGUUACAAAAUUAAGGAAGAAAAUGGGUGUGUAGUAAUUUGCUGGCAUGAUCGGCCUCUCUUCUCUGUAUCAGCAUGGAGGUGUAGAAAGUAACAGCACAACAUUCAUCGUAAGAUGUUAACAGUUUUCACAGUUUUUGCCUAAUUGUAUGGAAGAGAUUUUGUUCAUCUGCAAAUCUAUACUUUUAGAAUGAUUUGAAGGCCCUCUUCUUGCAUAUAUCUGCUCAUGACAUGUUUUAUUAAUCUCAUUUUACUUCUGAUCAAAUUAUUGAAAGAAAACCUAUAGCUGAUCUUUGUUAA